AUGUCUGGGAAGAUACAGCUUCAGAGACAUGUAGAUCUAACAUCCGCGGUGAUGAUCAUUGUCGGAGCGAUUGUGGGUAGCGGAAUUUAUAUUUCACCAAAAGGAAUUCUGGAGCAUGCAGGAACGAGCGGCUAUGCAGUUAUUCUCUGGAUCCUCUCCGGCCUCGUCGCCUCCAUGGGAGCCCUCUGCUACGCCGAAGUCGGAGCCCUGAUUCCAAAGUCUGGCGGCGAGUAUCCAGUCAUUUUCGAAGCUUACGGACCAAUCUGUGGCUUCACAUUCGCCUGGACCUGCACAACGAUCAUCAGACCUGCUUCGCUGGCGAUUUUUACUUCGGCCUUUGCGCAGCUCACAAAGACCUUUGGCUACAUCAAAAUCGCCUCUCUCGUCGUGAUCAUCCUUCUCGGUUUUUAUGGGCUAAUUAUUGGCAAAGGCGAUUUAUCAAUUUGGCAAGCGCACAGGGCUUUUUACAAAAACGGCGAGUCCGCUUUUCCGGAAAUAUCACACAUCGGCCUUGGACUCUACCACGGGCUCUGGUCGUACGACGGGUGGAAUCAACUCAAUUAUGUUGUGGAAGAAAUCAAGCAGCCGGAGACGAAUUUGUUGAAAGCGAUUGUGAUCAGUUUGUGUUCUAUUACUGGGUUUUACUUGUUGAUCAAUUUUAUGUAUAUUUCGAUCUUGGGAGUGGAGAAUAUUUUGACUUCGCCGGCUGUGGCGACCAGUUAUGCGCAGCAGAUUUUUCCGCAAAUCGGUUUUAUUGUUCCAAUUAUGGUUGCUUGUUCCUGCCUCGGUGCUGCUCUUGUUCAGGGAAUGACCGCCGCUAGAAUCCCCUAUUCCGCCGCGCGCGAAGGGCAAAUGCCUGUUUUUCUGUCGAUGAUUCACAUUGAUUUUCUGACUCCUGCGCCUGCUGUUAUGUUGAAUGGAAUUCUCGCGUCUCUUCUUUUGUUGUCUGGAGAUAUCAACUCGCUCAUCAAUUAUUUUAGCUUUUGCAUGUGGAUUUUUCAUACCUCGACUUGUUUCGCGAUUUUUAUUUUCCGCAAAACCCAUCCGAUCGACAAAGUCGGUCGCUCAUUCGCCGUGCCCCUCUUCAUCCCUGCCAUCAUCGCUCUCAUUGGCUCAUAUUUGGUUCUCGCCCCCUUUAUCAACAUUUUGCAAACUGGUGAAAGCUUGGACUUGGGUUAUCUCUUCGUUGUCUGCUGGAUUGCAUUUGGAGUUGGGCUGUUUGUGAUUCUGCGAAAAUCAAAGAAUUUUAAAAUUGUUGCUUUGUUGACGAAAAAGAUGCAGAUUUUAUUGAAAGUUGUUGCUCCUGACUGA
Molecule: messenger RNA, 1311 nt
Organism: Oikopleura dioica
Lineage: Eukaryota; Metazoa; Chordata; Appendicularia; Copelata; Oikopleuridae
Source: the annotation of a GenBank genome assembly